Miscanthus lutarioriparius is the source of this 426-nucleotide messenger RNA. The record is from the annotation of a GenBank genome assembly. Lineage: Eukaryota; Viridiplantae; Streptophyta; Magnoliopsida; Poales; Poaceae.
AUGCAUUGCACCACGGAGUGCCCCUCUGUUCAAGAGACCUGGGAGAACUCCCUCAAGGUGAAGUCUUUGAAGCAAACGGGUAGCACUGUCCUUAAAAACAAAGCCCCACGAUGGCAUGAGCACUUGCAAUGCUGGUGCUUGAAUUUCCAUGGACGGGUGACAGUUACAUCUGUCAAGAAUUUCCAGCUGGUGGCUACAGCCGACCCAAGCCAUCCUGAUAGCGUCGGUGAUGCGGAAACUGUUCUGCAGUUCGGUAAGGUUGAUAAUGAUAUCUUCACCAUGGAUUAUCGCCAGCCGCUCUCGGCAUUUCAGGCGUUCGCCAUCUGCCUUAGCAGCUUUGGGACAAAGCUAGCCUUGCCUUUACUUACCUCUGCCCCCGUUUUCCGGCCGAGCUGGCUGGCCGGCUGGCUGUACGCGUCUCCGUAA